This is a messenger RNA of Arachis stenosperma, 522 nucleotides long. RefSeq lists its product as uncharacterized. Lineage: Eukaryota; Viridiplantae; Streptophyta; Magnoliopsida; Fabales; Fabaceae. Bases 1 to 522 code for a protein of 173 amino acids. The record is from RefSeq and is a predicted model, not a curated record. The transcript is spliced from 2 exons.
AUGUCUGGAAAUGAACCCCUAGCAAGCAAGAUCCCAAACCAAGCUAACUACCCCUUGUCUGACAACAAUGAACCCAGAACCACAGCCAAUUCUAAUCCCAAUGAAGGUAAUAAGUCUACUGCCCCUGCUGAUAACACUUCGCCACCCAACAAUAUAGCACCAAUAAAUCCUAGUGCUAAUAACCCAAUUUUUCACAACAAUAAACCCACUACCACAUCCAAUACUAAGCCUAACCAAGCUAUUACUGUGAAGCCUAAUAGCAAGACACCUCCAACUUGCCCAAAGACUAAACCUAAGGCAAAGGCCAUCUCAAAGCCAAAACCCAAUAGAGAUAAAGAUCUAGACAACGCUUUGGACCCAGGAGCAGAGUCUGAUGGGACCAACUCCUGGCACUCUGAGGAGUUAAAGACUCCUCCCCCUUCAGAAGAUGAAUUUUCAGAAGAAGAGUCUGAUGAUGUUUUCUCAGUAUUUAGAAAUGGAAUUCGAUUUGGUGAUUUGAAACUUAAGGUGGCCUCGGAAUGA